CCAGUCACAUGAAAGCGGAGUGCAGCAAGAUGUCGGCGGACGAGCAGCCCUCCUACUCGCUGGGAAAGGAGACCCUCAGCGUUCCCGUUGCUCUGUUUGCCUUGAACAGGCAGCGGCUGUGUGAAAAAUUGCGCAAGAAUGCGGCGGUGCCGAAGAAAUCGGUGGUGCUUCUGCAGGGAGGAGACCAGAUGCAGCGAUACUGCACUGAUACUGACGUCAUUUUCCGUCAGGAAUCUUACUUCCACUGGACAUUCGGAGUGAUAGAGUCUGACUGCUAUGGUGCCGUGGAUGUUGCUACUGGCAAGUCCUUACUGUUUGUGCCCAAGCUCCCGGAGAGCUACGCGGUGUGGAUGGGAAAGAUUCACUCCCGUGAGCACUUCAAAAGGAAGUACGCUGUGGAUGAAGUUCACUUCACCAGUGAUGUGGCGGAGGUGCUGAAGAAGCUGCAGCCAGAUGUUCUGCUCACCUUGCGUGGCCUCAACACCGACAGUGGGCACAUCACUCGGGAAGCCUCAUUUGAUGGGAUCAGCCAGUUUAAUGUGAACAAUGUCCUGCUUCACCCGGAGAUUGCAGAGUGCCGUGUGUUGAAGACGGACAUGGAGCUGGAACUCUUGCGCUACACCAACCGCAUCUCCAGCGAGGCCCACAAAGAGGUGAUGAAGGCGGUGCGAGUGGGAAUGAAGGAAUACGAGUUGGAAAGCCUGUUCCAACACUACUGCUACACUCGAGGAGGAAUGCGCCACACUUCGUACACCUGCAUCUGUGGCAGUGGGCUGAAUUCCUCUGUCCUGCACUAUGGCCAUGCUGGUGCUCCCAACGACAAGACCAUCCAGGAUGGAGACAUGUGCCUCUUCGACAUGGGUGGAGAGUACUACUGCUACAGCUCUGACAUCACCUGCUCAUUUCCAGCCAAUGGCAGGUUCACUCCCGACCAGCGCGAGAUCUAUCAAGCUGUUCUGAGAGCUUCGCGGGCGGUGAUGAGUGCAGUUAGACCAGGAGUAUCCUGGCCGGAUAUGCAUCGCCUGGCUGAGCGAGUGCAGCUGGAGGAACUGGUGAGAAUUGGCAUCCUGAAAGGCAAUGUGGACGAGAUGAUGAAGGUCUAUCUGGGAGCAGUGUUCAUGCCUCACGGUCUGGGACAUCUCCUGGGCUGUGAUGUGCACGAUGUUGGCGGAUACCCAGAGGGUGUGGAGCGGAUCGACGAGCCCGGGCUCCGCAGCCUCCGGACCACGCGCCACCUAUUGGCUGGCAUGGUGCUGACUGUCGAGCCAGGCAUCUACUUCAUUGACCAUGUGUUGGACCAAGCUCUCGCUGACCCAGCCCAGGCUUGCUUCAUCAACGCUGACGUCCUGGCCCGGUUCCGAGGCUUUGGAGGGGUGCGAAUUGAGGACGACAUUGUGGUGACCCCCACUGGGAUGGAGUUACUGACCUGUGUUCCUCGCACCGUUGAGGAGAUCGAGGCCUUCAUGGCCCAAGGCUCCGGCUCCACCUCCACCAAGCAGUUUGGGCAGCAGACCAGUCAGACAGCCUGAAGGGUCGGAGACCCGGAGGUCACACAGGAAAUCGCACCUCCUCUUGCGUCCCGACUGCUCUUUGAUUAGAAUCUGAGACUCCAAUCAAACUUUGUGAUCGUAAAUCUACACGAAUCAGUGGAUGGCGGCAAGUGAAGCCCAGGUUCCCCCAGACUGAGGUCAUCACACUACUUCGGUACAAGUGACAAUAAUAAACCAAUACCAAUACAUGUGGCUGGGUUCAACAAUCACACACUAAACACACGUAACACACACGUGUGUACACAGACACACAAUAGCCAGACACACACAUGUACACACACUCAUUGACAUUCUCAGACCUCCCCUGGCCUGUCCUGGGAUAGGCGGUAGCUCCAGACCCUGCUCUUCGGGGGGGGGGGUGACUGUCUUCAAUCAUUGCCUUGUGGUGAUGGGGAGCUGCUGAGCCUCUGCUCAAGGACUGAGCCCCCUCCCCCCCCCCCCCCCCCACCCCCAGAGGUGACAUCUCCUCCCCCUUUUCGCCGCUGUGCCCGGGAGCUGUGUGGAGGGAUUGGCUAAUGUUUGAGCCCAGGGACAGUGUCGGGGUCUGUGAACACGCUCCCACCCAAAGCACAUCCACGUGCUGCGUCCUGCCGUCAGUGAGCCCAUGUAAUUGGUGCCAACUGCUCACGAUUCUCUCUCCUUUUGUAACUUUCCGAAUUAAAGUGGCCAUGAUUUCUGCA
Messenger RNA from Pristis pectinata (smalltooth sawfish), 2230 nucleotides. RefSeq names its product peptidase D (gene pepd). The transcript has 15 exons. The record is from RefSeq and is a predicted model, not a curated record. Gene Ontology annotation, molecular function: metalloaminopeptidase activity; manganese ion binding. Bases 9 to 1529 code for a protein of 506 amino acids. NCBI's taxonomy places the organism in Eukaryota, Metazoa, Chordata, Chondrichthyes, Rhinopristiformes, Pristidae.